GUCAUAUCCUGCGUAGCAGCCGCUCCAUGGAAAACACUAAAGAGACUAGGAGCCAAUCAUUCAUUCAUCCCAACGGAGUGCAGUCUCUGCCCGUCCCACUGCAGUCCAGCACCUCGGCUGCUGCAGGAGCAUUUCCAGCGUUAACCAAACAUUCUUUGGCUGAAAAGGAAAAGUUAAAGGAGGAUUCCUAAAAUGUGAAGUUGCCCGGCUUCAGGUGACAGUGAGCCAGCAGGAACGGAGACGAUCUGUCGGUGGUGCAGCAGACGUUGUGGUUUAAUAACAAGGAUCAUGUGGGGAGUCUGGCCUUUCCUGCCUGCUCUGGUGCUUCUGUCAGACCUCUCCGUGGAGAAAGUCCAGACGGCGCCAUGUCAAACCUGCAGAAAACUCACUGAAAGCUUCAUUAAGGGAUUAGAAAAAACGGCAAACAAGAACUUUGGUGGCGGCAACACUGCAUGGGAGGAGGAGAAGCUGGCUAAGUACGCACGCAGUGAGACUCGGCUUUUGGAGAUCGUCGAAGCCGCUUGUGAGAAAACAGAUUUUGAAUGUAACCGUCUGCUGGAGCAGAUAGAAGACCAGGUUGAGACGUGGUGGUUCCACAGGCAACAGGAGGCACCGGAUCUGUUUGAGUGGCUCUGCAUUGAGCAGCUAACACUAUGCUGCCCACCUGGACAUUUUGGACCCAACUGCAAAGAGUGCCCGUCUGGACCUGGGGGUGUGUGUGGAGGUCUGGGCCGUUGUGAGGGUGAGGGCACUCGUCUGGGAGAUGGGGAGUGUGUCUGCGACCCGGGUUACUCGGGCCAGCUGUGCCAGAGCUGCGCUGAUGGUUACUUCCGGGAGAAGAGCUCCAACGACAGCUCAGGGGCUUGCUCAGCGUGCUACCACUCCUGUAAGAAAUGCUCAGGGCCACAGGACUACAAGUGCCUCGCCUGCAAACCUGGGUGGAUCCUUCAUGACAACAAGUGUGUGGACAUUGAUGAGUGCGGCACAGAGCUGGCUCGUUGUCCUUCCAACACUUACUGUCACAACAUAGACGGAUCCUAUGAAUGCAGAGGCUGUGACCAGGCGUGUGUGGGCUGCAUGGGCAGCGGUCCUGCUCGCUGUAAGAAAUGUGCGCGUGGCUACAGACUGAAAGGAGCCAAGUGUCUUGAUAUAGAUGAAUGUAGCGAACGCGCAAUAGCGUGCCCCGGACUGAACGAGGCCUGCAUCAACGAGGAGGGCUCCUUCCACUGCGACUGCGCUGAGGGAUUCAUCAGAAGAGACAGCAUUUGUGUGGAGAAUAAGCCACCUGCUGGCCCAGAGAAAGGUCUGUUUGACGACAUGACGGAUGACGAGGUUCUUGUGCUGCAGCAGAUGUUCUUCGGCGUCAUAAUCUGCGCCCUCGCCACACUUGCAGCAAAGGGAGACAUGGUCUUCACGGCCAUUUUUAUUGGAGGAGUGGCUGCUAUGGCUGGAUAUUGGCUGACAGAGAAGGGAGACUACAUGCUGGAAGGAUUUCUGAAGGGACGUUAGGCUGUCUUCACAUGUCUGUGUAACAAAGGGACCUGGGGAUACCAGCCAGGAGAGGUGAAUAAGACUUGACCGAUGGUGGGACGUUAUCUUCAAUGCUAGCCUUUCAGGGAUUAAUCAUGUAAUUUACAAGGGCUUGGAUUAAUUAAUGUAUAACCAACGAAGAGGAUUAUGCAAGAAAAGGUGAAGACUAAUGAUGUCAUGAAUGAAGCAACACUGCACUGAUAUAUAAAAUACCUGAACUUCAUUCCCUACCAUAAGCUUUGCCUGUGUCAGGUUACUGCUAUACUCCAGAUGGUAGCUAUGGGCAUGCAGUUAGAUCAACACUGUCCCCUCAGACUGACCCUAAAUAGAGGAGGUUUCUAUCAUGAGUUUUUUUUGUUGUUGUUUUUCGCUGAAUGACUUUAUAUACCUCUUCCUCUGUGAAUGUGUGUGUGUGACAAUGCAUGUUAUGUUCAUUUGAAAUCAGAAGUACUGCACUGUUUUAAUUUAUUUACUUUAGCAUGAUUGUUUUUACUUUUUUAGCUGCUGGAUUAUUUAUUUAAAUGUAAAAGGAGUGUGUGAGUGCAAUCUGGAUGAUUCAAGCCAAUUACUGUUGCCUUUUUUUAAAGCUAUAUUUAUGUUUGUGAAUAUUCAGUUGUUUGUAUUAUCAAUGCAAACAUUCAGCUGUAAUUCAGAGAUUAUUUUGGAGAGCCAUCACGCUAACACCUCUGAUCCAUUAUUGAUCCUUCUUUACCCGGAGUGGAAUCGUCCACAGGUGUUUGCUUUACAAUAAAAGGAGAUUUUACUUUU
Molecule: messenger RNA, 2298 nt
Organism: Poecilia reticulata (guppy)
Lineage: Eukaryota; Metazoa; Chordata; Actinopteri; Cyprinodontiformes; Poeciliidae
Gene: creld1b
Product: CRELD disulfide isomerase 1b
Molecular function (GO): calcium ion binding
Source: RefSeq, a predicted model, not a curated record